Messenger RNA from Medicago truncatula (barrel medic), 1688 nucleotides. Its product is annotated as lipid droplet phospholipase 1. The record is from RefSeq and is a predicted model, not a curated record. The coding region runs from base 285 to 1349 and encodes 354 amino acids. The transcript has 11 exons. Gene Ontology annotation, biological process: lipid metabolic process. Lineage: Eukaryota; Viridiplantae; Streptophyta; Magnoliopsida; Fabales; Fabaceae.
UUAAAACUAGUUUAUGUCGACAGUUCAAUCACGCCCCUUUACUCUUACAACAUAACACGCUCUUUCUUCAUUCUCAGGUAACAACAACUACCCCACCAAACUACUCAUAAUUCAAUUCAAAAUCAAGAAAAUCUUCAAAAUUUUCCAUUCAAACUCUUCACAUUUUCUCACACUUUCUCGGGAAAAUUCUUCUCUCACUAAUUCCUUCUCCCUUCUCGAUCUCUUCUCUUCCAAACACCGACUUCAUUUCACAAUCUGCUGAAGCUUGAUUGCUCGUUAAUCGGAUGGAGAAGAACGAUGUGUGCACAUCGGAAUCUUUCGAUGGAAGCCGUGAUGUUUGGAGUUCAAAAUCCUCUGAUUCUUCAUCCGCCGACCAUCUUGUUGUCAUGGUCAAUGGAAUUCUCGGAAGUUCAACGGAUUGGAAAUUUGCGUCAGAGCAAUUUGUUAAAGAGCUUCCUGAUAAGGUUUUUGUUCACUGUAGCGAACGAAAUGUGUCUAAGCAUACAUUAGAUGGUGUGGACGUAAUGGGCGAGCGAUUGGCAGAGGAGGUCAUUGAGGUGAUUCGAAGAAAACCAAAUAUGCGUAAAGUCUCAUUUAUUUCACAUUCAGUUGGAGGAUUAGUGGCACGAUAUGCUAUUGGGAAGCUGUAUAGGCCACCUGGAAACGAACCUAUUCAGGAUUCAGGCAAUAAAGAAAGUAAGGUGGACUCAAUAGGUACAAUAUGCGGCCUGGAGGCAAUGAAUUUCGUAACUGUUGCUACACCUCAUCUUGGGUCAAGGGGCAAUAAGCAGGUUCCAUUUCUUUUUGGGGUAACUGCAUUUGAGAAACUUGCAAGUGUUGUUAUUCAUUGGAUAUUUAGAAGAACGGGCCGGCAUCUUUUCCUUACCGAUGACGAUGAAGGAAAACCUCCAUUGCUCAAACGCAUGAUUGAAGACUAUGAUGGAUAUUAUUUCAUGUCUGCAUUGCGCACUUUCAAACGACGGGUUAUAUAUUCAAAUGUGGGCUAUGACCAUAUCGUUGGCUGGAGAACAUCAUCCAUUAGACGUAAUAAUGAACUUCCAAAGUGGGAGGAUACCCUCAAUGAAAAAUAUCCACAUGUUGUAUAUGAAGAGCUUUGCAAGGCUUGUGAUGCUGAGCAGUGUGACUUAUUGAAAGAUAAUGGCUCUGACAAGAUAGAAGAGGAGCUGGUAACAGGUCUGUCUUCUGUGUCAUGGGAAAAAGUAGAUGUUAGCUUCCAUAGUAGCAGACAGAGAUUUGCUGCUCAUAGUGUAAUUCAGGUCAAAGACCAAAUCUCACAUAUAGAAGGUGCAGAUGUUAUACUUCAUAUCAUUGACCAUUUUCUGACAUAGAUGAUGUUUGUCUCAAGAGUUGUAUAGAUAUCGCUUAGCAAUAUAAGCUUUGCAAAGGAUGGAAACAACUGGUUUCCUGAGUAACAAAAUUCUCCAUUAGUUGAGGUGAAGAAUUGUAAUUUUGUUUGUCGAUGAUCCUUGACAAUGUAUUAUGUAUGUAUGUGUAUGAUAUGUAGAUCAGGUGUAUUUCCCCCCUUCCAUUAAAGCAAUUGAAUCAGCACAUUUUAUCAUUGAUGAUGAAAUCUCUUAUUUUGAUGUAAUCUAAUUGGCAUCAAUAUUAUCAUAAUGUGGCUCAGAAUUAAAGAAAUUUAUCAAGGAAUUGAACCACUUUCCUCAGAA